Bradysia coprophila is the source of this 1000-nucleotide messenger RNA. RefSeq lists its product as uncharacterized. Lineage: Eukaryota; Metazoa; Arthropoda; Insecta; Diptera; Sciaridae. The record is from RefSeq and is a predicted model, not a curated record.
UUCACAGGUUCAGUCUUGAUUCAGACAUUGUACGCUACAGUGGCUACAGUUUAUUUUUGAAUCGUUAUCGUAGAAAGAAGACUAUGAAGGUUGUUGCAGUUCUUUUGAGUGUCUUAGCAUUUUUAACGGCAGUGUCACCCCAUGGGAAAGGCAAUGCUGACGACGGAAACGAAAAACGCUUAGUUUAUGGUAAACUGAUGUUGAGCGACUACUAUCUAUUCUCGGAACACACGUCAAUGCUGACUUUUAUGCCGAACAACGAUUCAGUUAUAUUUGCAGAUAAUUUCCGCAUUGCUUCGGACCGAAAUGAGAGUGUCAAGAGUAUCGAUUUCAGCCCUCACGACUCCAGUCAAAAUACAGCAAUAAAUUUCCUGCCAGUUGAUGUGUCAACAGUUUUCCCGAAUUUGGUCAUAUACGACGCCAUUAGAUGUUCCAUUCGACAAAUUACCAAAGAAAAUUUUAAGCAACUCACCAAAUUGCAAUCAUUAGUUUUGAUCCAAAAUAAUAUUGUUCGGAUCGACGAAAAUUCGUUCGAUGAUUUAGUAAAUUUGAAAGAGAUAAAUUUGUACAAAAACAAUAUUGAAGUGUUGCCGGACAACAUUUUCCGAAAUCUUCGCCAAUUGGUGUCGAUAGAACUCGGUAAAAAUCCGAUCAAAGCGAUUAACGAUCAACAUUUCCGAUAUAACAGAAAAUUGGAAUGGGUUUCCCUGACGGAAUGUAAGUUAAUAUUUAUCAGUCCGGCGAUGGUUGACGGCAUCACCACUUUGAAUUACGUUAGUCUGGUCGGUAAUGUAUGCAUCGAUAAGAACUAUGGCGUGCCACCGGUCAUCCUUGAUCCAAAUGUUAAAUAUAGGAAAUUUACUGAAUCUUUGACCGAAUUUAGAGACGAUGUCCAUCGAAAUUGUACACUUGGCUUUGCUGAUUUGGGAUAAAUUGGUUUUGCUGACGCUGACAUGUUCUACAGUAUUGUAAGCUUUAAUAAAAUACUUCUAGUUACCUA